UUUGAGAGUCCUGGGAGAACAAGGAGGACAAAACCUUGACCCCUCUGCUACUAAACACCAGUAAAUAUAGUGUGUUUUUCUCUCUGGAGAAAGUGAGAGAAAAUAAGAAAAUGGUGGUGAAGCGGAGCCAAGCGCAUUUGAGCAAGGAUUCAAAGGUGGAAGUUUGCAGCAACGAAGACGGGUACCAAGGUGCAUGGUUCCCAGCCAUAAUCCUUGACCCACAACCCUCAGAUGGCACACCAAAGAAGAAAAGGAAGAGUCUUGGCAACUCAAGCAAGGCUUUGGUGCAGUACGAGACUCUGGUCUCCGACGAUGACCCAAACAAGCCACUCACUGAGCUCGUUGACGUGUGCUCCAUCCGGCCAGUGCCUCCUCCUGACAAUCCUGACCAGCCCUUCGAGCCCGGAAACGUCGUAGACGCCUUUUACCAAGAAGCUUGGUGGGUGGGGGUUGUGAUAAGGUUUGAGGACGACAAGUAUACGGUUGGUUUCAAAAACCCACCCGAUCUGCUUGAGUUAAGGCGCUCUGAGCUGCGGCCUCAUUGGGAUUUUCUGGACGGCGUAUGGGUUCGAGCCCUGAAGGAGAGGAUGGUGGGAUCAUUUUUCAGCCCUGGGACAGCAGUGGAAGUGAAUCUCUACAAAGAACAUCUAUUCGGUGCUUGGUUCCCAGCAAUUUAUCUUGGUGAACUAGGGGCCAACAAUUUCUUGCUUCAAUAUAAGAGCUCAAACAACUGUGCUGUUAAAGCAGUCGUAAGUGGCAAACAGAUUCGGCCUCAGCCUCCAAUGUUGGCUGAAAGAGAUUUUAACUUGAUGGAAAAGGUGGAUGCAUUCUUUGAUAUGGGUUGGUGGGUCGGAGAGAUUAUAAAAGUUCUUACAGGAAAGAAGUAUAUGGUCUGUUUAAAAUUGACAGAGGAGGUGAAGCAAUACAGUCAGUCAGAAUUGAGGCGUCACAUGUACUGGACUGAUGGAAGAUGGGUUACUAUGAUCAAUGGAAAACGGGUUACUAUGAUCAAUAGAAACUGGGUUACUAUGAUCAAUGGAAACUGGGUUCCUUACUUUAAGUUUCAGGAAGGUCACUUUAGCAGGGAUUAUGAAGUACGAUCAAAGCGUGCAUGCGAGAGUUCCAGGAGUUCUGAGUUAGCUGCAGCACUUGAAUGUACAGGUGCUACCAAGGAUAAUAAUGAAGAAAAAACACCUUGUUUGAGGAUUUCGUGGAAGAAUCAGUCGGAGGACUUGAGUCCUUGCAUUGAUAAAUCACCUUAUGGAAAGACCAAAAAGAAACUUAAAAUUAAUCAGAAACCUAACGAUGAUGCAACUAUUUUAGGUCUUUCCAAGAAGUUAAUAUGGGGACAUUCAGAAGACUCCUUAUCUUUUGCACAAUUAUUUCGAAGGAGCAAAGAAGCCCCAGUUAGAGAUGGUGUGAAGACUAAGCAACAGCAGGUUGGAGGACUGGACAAUCAAGCAAUAGUUUCUCUUAAACGAAAAGUCAAAAAGGGCAGUGAAAUAAGAAAGGCUGAUGAAGAAGAUGUUGCUGAUGAGUAUGGAGUAGACAGCAUUGAAUCUUCUGGUACAGAGUCUAAACUAACAGGGGGAUCUCAUGCUGACGCAUCAUGUCUGCUCCCCAUCGAGGAGGUUGAAUGGAAUGAAGAUGUAGCGAGCAGUGAAUUGCAUGUGAUAAAAAGGUUGGAGUGGACAGGUGAGAAGCACAAUGGAACUGGAGUUGUUGCUCAAGUUGAAUUGACUAAGACUCAAGUUGCGAAUGAUAAUGGUAACCCUGCUGGGAUUUCCAACGAACAAAAUGAGGUCGGAGGAAGACAGGUUGAAACUGGGGUAACAGGUGACACUGAGCAACAAGACAAUCCACUUUGCCUUUCUGAAAAGUUCUCCGGUUGGGAAAAAAAUUGUAACCAUGGAUGUUCUGAAGAAGCGAUGAGAGAGACGGAAACUCUGGAUUCCACAAUGGAUUACUUGACAAAAGAAGUUCAGGUGACUGUGACUGGAGUAUCUGCAACAGCAUCUGCCCAUGAUCAACCUUCAUCACUGUAUGUAGAUGAAAUGCAUUCUAUAAAAGCCAAAGAGUGCUCAAGUAACCCUGCUGGGACUGCCAAGCAACAAGAGAGUCCACAUUCGCCUUUUGUGAGUUGUUCUCCAUUUUGGAAAAGUAUUGAAUCCAUGGAAGUAUUCAAAAGAUUUCCGCAAAGGCCACAUUUUCAUCCUCUGAUGAAGUGUAAAGCGGUUUGUCGCGAAGGAUCCGCUCUUGGAAAUAUGAUAACCUUUGCCUCUUUGGUGGAGAAGACUUCCAAGUUGCAAGUUGGCGAUCCUAUAGACUUAUUUGAUAGCAAUUUGGAGGCACUAGUUGACUUGGAAAUGUUGGGAUUUGAUGUCACGGCAGUACGGCAUCGUCUGAAGGAAUUGAUUGAAAUGAAAGUUAAGUUGGGUCAGCUUGAGAACCAAUCAAAAGAAGUUGACAUUCAGAUCACGGAGUGUACUUUUGACAGAACCAGAAACAAUGAAACAAUCAGUCGGAUUGAUAAGGAGAUCAAGGACUUGAAGGAAAAACGGGGGACCCUGAUGUCAAUCGAUGUGGCCAAAGGUUCUGAAAUUAGCAAGCUGCAAUCAGAAGCAAAUGCUAUAACUGAAGGCAUUCAGAGCAUCCAUCGUGAUUUUGAGAAAUUAGCUGCUGCAGCAUGGUGAUUGUUGUGAUUCUGAUGGAUUACGCCCUUUAGAUUACCACUCCCUUUGCUAACCUUGGACACUGAUAUAUAAUAUCUAUAUACCCUUUUGAAUGUAAUGAUGGACGUGAUACCAAACUGUUCUGUAGUUUAUUAUGACAGCCAUUAGCCCUAGAAUGCUGGUAACAAACAAU
Molecule: messenger RNA, 2865 nt
Organism: Prunus dulcis (almond)
Lineage: Eukaryota; Viridiplantae; Streptophyta; Magnoliopsida; Rosales; Rosaceae
Product: DUF724 domain-containing protein 3-like
Exons: 10
Coding region: 111-2693 (860 amino acids)
Source: RefSeq, a predicted model, not a curated record